Messenger RNA from Morus notabilis, 1342 nucleotides. Its product is annotated as protein UPSTREAM OF FLC. NCBI's taxonomy places the organism in Eukaryota, Viridiplantae, Streptophyta, Magnoliopsida, Rosales, Moraceae. The record is from RefSeq and is a predicted model, not a curated record. The annotation marks the transcript as partial. The transcript is spliced from 6 exons.
GAAGUGAGAAGGCUUCAUAUCAUCUACUUCCUCAGCCAUAUGAGUCGUGUCGAGCAUCCUCAUCUCAUCCGCGUCCACCAUUUCACUCGCACCGGCGUUUAUCUUCGAGAUGUUAAGAGAUGGCUAGGGGACUUAAGAGGGAAGGACAUGCCAGAAGCAUAUGCUUGGUCCUACAAGAGGAGGUACAAGACAGGUUAUGUGUGGCAAGACUUAGUAGAUGACGAUCUCAUCACCCCACUUUCUGACAAUGAAUACGUCCUCAAAGGAUCACAAAUUAUCUCUACCCACAAUGAUGAAAGGAGAGAUUCUUGCUCAUAUUCUUGUGCUGAGAAUAAGAAAGCUGCAAAAAAUUCGAUAUAUAAAGAGCAUUCCAACAAGUUAAAGACUGAUCAAACUGAAGACAAAGUCCAGCCAGCAGAAACCAUCACUUUUUCCUUCAAAGAAUCCAACAAAAAGAUUUGCCCGGAUUCUCAAAUUGAUCCGCCGUCCAAGAUUUUCUCUGAAAUCAAUGAAGAAUCCUCCAGUUUCGGCUCUGAGAGAUCAUCUUUGACCGAUGAUUUUGAUUCAGUCAAGUUUGAGCCCCGCAAGCACAACAACAACAACAAUUCUCCACCAUUGACUGAUCACAAGAAAUCCAAGAACAACAACAAGAAGAAGAAAAAGAAGACGCCCUCGGUCGCCGACGAGGGAAUGGGGUCCUCGCGGUUGUCGUCGUCGACAAAGUUCCCGGUGCCCGCGAAGAGGAAGAGCUUCUCAUCAGGAGGAGCCUCAAACAUGCUUAGGAACCUCAUCACUUGUGGUGCUGUGGACACCAAUGACAAUGUCUUGGUCAUGUUGAAUAGAAGAAGUGGUGGCCAAAAUAAUAAUAAUGAUAAUAAUAAUAUUAACAAGGCUCCUGAUGAAGUUCUAAUUAAGGGUGAUGAUCAUGUUCAUUUUGGAAGGUCUUCAUCAUCAAGGGUUUUCAGGGCUUGUUGGGAUCACCAGGAGGAAAAACAGCAGCCACAUAGGCACAGCACUUCUAGAAGAAGUUUUGAUGAGAGAAAGGGACCGAAGAAGCAGCAGACUGAGUUCCCAAAACAAAAGGCAAUUCCUGCAAUUUACAGGCCAGUUGGGGAGCCCAAUUGCUCGCAAUGUGGGAAAGCGUUCAAGCCAGAGAAAAUGCACUCUCACAUGAAGUCUUGCAGAGGAAUGAAAGCUUUGGCUGGGAAGAGCACUUGGAGUUAUGCUCCAAGUACUUCUAUGGAGAAGAGUACAGUUUGCCAUUCCAUGAAUACUUCCAACAAAGAAUUAGCUCUUGGCUAUUUUUUAACCAACUGAAAAUACAUAUUUUAUAUUAAUAACA